Molecule: messenger RNA, 783 nt
Organism: Moneuplotes crassus
Lineage: Eukaryota; Ciliophora; Spirotrichea; Euplotida; Euplotidae
Source: the annotation of a GenBank genome assembly
AUGGGUUCUUCGAAAUGUCAAUUCAUCUUCAGGAUUGCCCUGGUCCUAGUUAUCGGAGUCGCUCUAGCUGCGGCAUCUCUUGCCCCAGGAAUUCUCCCAAAUGAGGAUAUAAAGUGUAUUAAGGAUGAAUUCUUUAUUCAAACAGAAGGAAUUAACGAUUAUUUCGCUACACAUCCAAUAAUGCAAGAUGCGUUCAUGAUUUUCUGUGGAUUAUGCAUGGAUGUCACCAUGGUUGUUGGCUUAGUAGUUUUUGCGAUCCAUGGUAAAACCUGGAGACUUCCAAUUACCCUGGCCAUGUUCUAUUUCUUAAGAUUUUUUAUACAGAAGACUUUCUUAAUGAGGUUUCCGGAAGGAUACUUGUGGAGAUACCCUGGUUUCCCAUCCCUAGUGGUGCCUUAUGGUCAAACAAAUGAUUUCUUCUACUCAGGGCAUGUUGGAGGAGCACUCAUAAUGACACUGGAAUACAGAACAUUGGCUACAGAACUCUCAAACCAUAAAAUGAUGAUGAGGGCGAUGCAAAUUUUCGGAUUUUUGACUAUUAUUUCCCAAAUUUUCCUCAUGAUAUUUCUUAGAGGACAUUACAGCAUCGAUAUGAUAACUGGACUCAUAGUUGGCCACUAUUUCUACAUAAUCGCUUGUUUGUGGGCUCCAUCAUUCGAUUCGAUGUGUUGAAAAAUGAGGAAGAAUCCUGAGGCUGAUAAACUGAUAGACAGAUCAAAAGGGGAUAGUGAGACAUGGGGUUCAGGAGCUCACAACCAAAAGUCUCAAAUCAGACCUAAUUAA